Molecule: messenger RNA, 915 nt
Organism: Penicillium pulvis
Lineage: Eukaryota; Fungi; Ascomycota; Eurotiomycetes; Eurotiales; Aspergillaceae
Product: SDR family NAD(P)-dependent oxidoreductase
Exons: 2
Coding region: 1-915 (304 amino acids)
Molecular function (GO): oxidoreductase activity
Source: RefSeq, a predicted model, not a curated record
AUGUCGCACCUGCAAGCAUCAGAGCUGUUCUCAGUCAAAGACCGAGUGGUGGUGAUCACCGGAGGAGGCAGCGGCCUGGGCCGCAUCAUCACCCGUUCACUCGCAGUAAACGGAGUAUCAAAGAUUUUCAUUCUCGGUCGACGCGAAGACGCUCUCCAUGAAACAGCCGCCCAAGCACCGGAGGGCAUCGUCAUUCCCGUCCAGUGCGACGUGACCUCCAAAGACUCCCUCGAAGCAGCAUAUCAAGCAAUUGCAGCCCAGACGACCCAUGUCGAUAUCCUGUUCGCAAACAGCGGUAUUAUGGGUCCGAUGAUGCGCUCGCCUCAGCCCAAGGCCGACGGAUCUCUUCCUUCCAUCACGGAGAUUCGAGACGAGCUGUAUAACAUCCCUAUGGCGGAUUUUACCAAUGUUAUGAAUGUUAACGUGACGGGUGCUUAUUAUACUGUUCUGGCAUUCUUGCCUCUUCUCGAGGCUGCGAAUAAGAGACGGGCAGCGCCGCAGCAGGGUGUGAUGUCGCCUCCGACGGCACAGGUGGUUAUCACUGGUUCCCUUGCGGGAUUCAAUCGGAAGCCGCCGUUCAGUUACGCAUAUAAUGUGUCGAAGGCUGGAGUGCAUCACCUUGUUAAGAUGCUUUCCACGACUUUCACGUCGUAUGAUAUUCGUUUCAAUGGGAUUUCGCCUGGCUUGUACUACUCAGAGAUGGCCGAGCAUGUCUUCGACACUGAGGGCAUUAAGGGGACUGGGAUCUCGGAUGGUUCGUUCCCGAGGGAGAUGAUUCCGUUGACGAGAGGUGGAGCGGAACAGGAUAUGGCCGGGUUGGUUGUUUGGAUGGCGAGUGCCUCUGGUGGUUAUUUGAAUGGUACUAUUAUUGUUACUGAUGGUGGUCGACUUGCCCAAGUACCUGCUACUUACUGA